Molecule: messenger RNA, 1519 nt
Organism: Coregonus clupeaformis (lake whitefish)
Lineage: Eukaryota; Metazoa; Chordata; Actinopteri; Salmoniformes; Salmonidae
Product: kynurenine/alpha-aminoadipate aminotransferase, mitochondrial
Exons: 14
Coding region: 171-1448 (425 amino acids)
Biological process (GO): biosynthetic process
Molecular function (GO): L-kynurenine:2-oxoglutarate transaminase activity; pyridoxal phosphate binding
Source: RefSeq, a predicted model, not a curated record
UAGUCCACACACCCGCCACUGGUGUGGACUAUUGGCAUGUGGAAAAAUACAUUAUCCAGCGGCGGCCACUGUACGCUUGAGUGCAAGAUACGCAAGGAGGUGCUAUUGACACACCACAGGCAAGCUUGCUCUGUCAGUGCUGAUUGUUAGAAGGUGAUUUUACCGCAGCCAUGAACUACGCUCGGUUUUUGACAGCUGUCAGUGCAGCUCGGAAGCCCUCUGCUAUUCGAAUGUUGACUGAGCUCCAGCAGAGGUCACCCCCCUCCAUGAUCUCCUUGGCUGGAGGGGCUCCCAACCCCAACACUUUCCCCUUCCAGGCCUGCUCCAUCCAGGUGAAGAACGGGGAUACGCUCACCUUCGACGAGACCAUGAUGAAGAGGGCUCUGCAGUACUCUGCCUCCAGCGGAAUCCCAGAGCUGUUGACUUGGAUGAAGAACCUGCAGAAGAACCUUCACAACCCUCCUACAGCCAACUACAGUGCUGAGAUGGGCCAGAUGGACAUGUGUGUUACUACAGGGAGCCAGGAGGGCCUCUGCAAGGUGUUUGAAAUGCUUGUAAAUCCCGGAGAUAACGUUCUUCUGGACGCACCCACGUACUCUGGAACUCUCGCUGCACUCCAGCCAUUGGGAUGUAACCUGAUCAAUGUGCCCAGUGAUCAGCACGGUAUGAUCCCGAGUGGCCUGAAGGAGGUGCUGUCCAGCUGGGACCCAGCAGACGUCCACAAGCCACACAGCACCGUACCCAGGGUCCUCUACACAAUCCCCAAUGGAGGAAACCCCACCGGGGCCUCCAUGACCACCCAGAGGAAGAGGGAGGUCUACGAGCUUGCCAGGGAGUAUGACCUCCUCAUUAUUGAGGACGACCCCUAUUACUUCCUACAGUUUGACAAGCCCUGGGCUCCCACGUUUCUCUCCAUGGACGUUGACGGGAGAAUCAUUAGGACAGACUCCUUCUCAAAGAUCCUGUCGUCAGGGCUGAGGAUAGGCUUUGUAACUGGGCCCAAGCCGCUGGUGGACAGAGUGGUACUACACAUCCAGGCUUCUACAAUGCAUACUAGCACCUUCACACAGCUCAUGGUGUCCCAGCUGCUGCAUGGCUGGGGUCAAGAAGGCUUCCUCAACCACAUAGAUGGAGUGAUUGAGUUUUACAGAACACAGAGAGAUGCCAUGCUCUCAUCUGCAGACAAGUGGCUCAAAGAUGUGGCAGAGUGGCACGCCCCAGCUGCAGGCAUGUUCCUGUGGAUCAAGCUGAAUGGCAUCGCAGACACCCAACAGCUGAUCAUGGAGAAGGCUCUGGAGAAAGAGGUGCUGCUUGUCCCUGGAGGUGUAUUCAUGAUCAACAGCUCAGACCCUUGUCCUUAUGUCAGAGCGGCCUUCUCCCUCUCCACACCGCAACAGAUCGAUGAGGCUUUCAAGAGGCUCUCUGCACUCAUCAAGGAAGCGUUGUGAGGAAUACAUCAGGAAUAACAAAUAGAUUAUGAACUAUUUUCAUUGACAGAGAUAAAUCUUUUACAAAUACA